ACUAUUUUGAUUCACAUCGUGUUUUCAACCAUUUUUUUUUUCUUUUACAAGACAACCAUGUUUUUCCAUCCAGAUGUUCAGCCAAUAAGAAGCUGAGGCUGUUUCCAGAGAAGGAAGGAGGCGGACGGAGGAAUGCUGCAGGAUGCCUCUGACUAUGGCUGUCAAACCCACUGGCGAUUAGAUCAAACUACCUUUUUCAUGUAAGAUUUACGAGGAUGUUAUCCACCAUGUCCACUGCAGCUGUCGCGGUAUGGCUGAGUACGGUAGUUUACAUAGUGCAUGCCUUUGAUGCCAGACACACUGCUUUACGUGAGAAAAAUGUCGACAUGGAGCGAUCCAUGGUCUUGAGGCAGAGAACAACUGUGUACAGAGAUGUGGUCACCAUCUUGUCGAGGUCACAUGCAGACCGGAACGUCUACCCAUCUGCUGGAGUGCUUUUUGUGCACGUGCUGGAGAGAGAGUACUUUAAAGGAGAGUUUCCUCCUUAUCCAAAGUCAGGUGAUGCCAGCAAUGACCCGAUCACUUUCAACACCAACCUGAUGGGCUACCCUGACAGACCGGGCUGGCUGCGGUACAUCCAGAGGACUCCUCACAGUGACGGAGUGCUCUACGGCUCGCCCACUGCUGAGCAUGUUGGCAAGCCCACCGUGAUAGAGAUUACAGCCUAUAACAGACGCACAUUCGAGACGGCACGGCACAACUUGGUCAUAAACAUCAUGGCCACGGAAGAGUUCCCACUCCCCUACCAAGCAGAGUUUUACAUCAAAAACAUGAACGUGGAGGAGAUGCUGGCCAGCGAGGUACUGGGAGAUUUUCUAGGGGCCGUGAAGAAUGUAUGGCAGCCGGAGCGCCUCAACGCCAUCAACAUCACAUCUGCACUGGACCGUGGGGGCCGGGUACCCCUGCCCAUCAACAACCUCAAAGAAGGAGUGUAUGUGAUGGUUGGUGCUGACGUUCCGUUCUCGUCGUGCCUUCGGGAGGUGGAGAGUCCUCAUAACCAGUUGCGUUGCAGUCAGGAGAUGGAACCCGUCAUCAGCUGUGACAAGAAGUUCAGAGCUCAGUUUCACAUCGACUGGUGUAAGAUUUCCCUGGUGGACAUCACCAAAGUAAUCCCUGUGUACAUUAACCGCCCUGACCCCGGAACCGGGAUCCUGCCUGAGUUCGGGGAAUACGAUCCCCCGUCGGAAUCUCUAAAGAGCCGGGACUACUUUGCCGAUUUCCUUGUCACACUGGCCAUUCCCUCCGCCGUGGCACUAGUUCUUUUCUUCAUCCUGGGCUACACUAUGUGCUGCCGGCGGGAAGGGGUGGAAAAAAGAAACAUGCAAACACCAGAUAUCCAACUGGUUCACCACAGUUCCAUCCAGAAGUCCACCAAGGAGCUGCGGAGCAUGUCUAAGAACAGAGAAAUCUCCUGGCCCCUGUCCACGUUGCCCGUCUUCAACCCGGUCAGCGGCGAGGUGGUGCCGCCCAUCCACCCCGACAACUACGAGACCACCAGCAUGCCCCUCAUGCAGACACAGACGAACCUUCAAAACCAGAUUACAAUACCACAGCAGCGGCCAUCAGGAGAAAAUUAUGUCAUGUCGACGUUUCGGAGGCUGGAGGUAAAUGGUAUUCCUGAAGAGAGAAAAGUGGCCGAAGCACUGAAUUUGUGACCAGGAGUCUAUUUCGUCCCGUGUCGACCUUUGCUUUUUCUAACAUCCGUGCCAAUCUGCAUGCCUCAACGGUGUCUUUACCAAGAUUUAUUAGUGUCCAUUUGCACUUACACCUUGAUCAGUCAAAGUGUGAAAGCUUAGCAGAUUGUAAAGUUCUAUUUUGUAUUAUUUUGUGUAAAUGUAAAGAAAAACCCAGAAACUCUGUAUUUGUACUUGCUUUGCACAGUCAGUCUCGCAGCGUUAGGGGUGCGUUUCAUUUGUGUCAGUGCACUCACCCAGUGAUGCAUUAAUCCACCGUUUCAUGUAUGAAUAAGAAAAAAAGUAUUUAGAUUUUUU
This is a messenger RNA of Sphaeramia orbicularis (orbiculate cardinalfish), 1991 nucleotides long. It is a transcript of the gene sgce, whose product is annotated as sarcoglycan, epsilon. Lineage: Eukaryota; Metazoa; Chordata; Actinopteri; Kurtiformes; Apogonidae. The transcript has 13 exons. The record is from RefSeq and is a predicted model, not a curated record. Gene Ontology annotation, cellular component: sarcoglycan complex; membrane. Bases 216 to 1655 code for a protein of 479 amino acids. Gene Ontology annotation, molecular function: calcium ion binding.